CUCUCUUCCAUGCGCCUUUCUCCUUGACCGAUCGUAACCAGCUCAUCUCCAGUAAGAUCUCCAUGGAUCUCCACAUUUUCUUCUUGCCUUUCCUCGCCCCAGGUCACAUGAUUCCUAUGAUCGACCUUGCCAAGAUAUUUGCUGACCGCGGCGUCAAGGUCAGCAUCGUAACUACAACUGGAAACAUACCUCGCAUCCAACCCACCAUCGAUCUUGCCAACAACUCUUGCCACUCCUCUCGCCACCAUAUCCAACUCAUUCCCCUCCACUUCCCCUACUCUGAGUCCGGUGUCCCCAAAGGCCACGAGAACCUCAUCAACUUUUCCGAUCCCGGUAUCAGCCCAGAGUUCAUCACUGCCAUCAACCUUCUCGAGGCCCCCUUCAUGCAGCUCGCCAAAGACCACCGCCCUGACUGCAUCAUCUCUGAUAUCUUCUACCCCUGGACGAGCAGCAUCGCCCAUGAGCUCAGAAUACCGAGGCUUGUCUUCCAUGGUUCAGGCAUGUUUACUUAUGCCGUCAUGUGUGUCAUCAAAGAUCUCAAGCCCUAUGAGGGCGUCAAUAGCGACAGGCAGCCAUUCGUCGUGCAGGGGCUUCCCCAUAGGAUCGAGAUGACACGAUCACAGCUCCCGGAGUUUGUCACAGAAGCUAGAACCGGCUUCUUCAAAGAGACAGAUGAUGCUCAUGACAUGACCUAUGGCAUGGUAAUGAAUAGCUUCAACGAGUUGGAAUCCGACUACGCCAAUCUACUUAAGAAGAUGUUGAGCAUGAAAGUGUGGCAUGUUGGCCCGGUGUCCUUAUUUAAUCAAGAUGUUAAUGAUGAAAUGGCAAGAGGUGACAAGGCCUCAAUAGACUGCAACCAUUGCUUGAGUUGGUUGGACACUAAGAAGCCGAGGUCGGUUCUUUACAUAUGUUUCGGAAGCUUAGGACGAUUCACUCAUGCUCAGCUUCAAGAGAUUGCAUUAGGGCUCGAGGCUUCCGAGCACCCAUUCAUUUGGGUGGUGAGAUACAAUGACGAAUUGUCGGCAUGGCUACCAGAGGGGUUUGAGAAUAGGGUGAUAAGUGAAGGGAGGGGUGUAAUCAUUAGCGGGUGGGCACCGCAGUUGCUCAUAUUGAACCAUCCAGCGGUCGGGGGAUUUAUGACGCAUUGCGGGUGGAACUCAUGUUUGGAAGGGACCGUCGCUGGUUUGCCAAUGAUAACGUGGCCACUCUUCGCUGAGCAGUUCUUUAGCGAGAGGCUUAUUGUGGACGUGCUGAGAAUUGGGAUAGCAAUCGGGGUGAAGGUGUGUAGUGGUAACGAGGAGGAAAGAGAGAUGGUGAUGGGGGAGGGGAUAAAGAAGGUGGUGGAUGAGUUGAUGGGAAAUGGGGAGGAAGCGGAUGGGAGAAGGGAGAGAGCAAAAGAGCUUGGAGUGAUGGCUAGGAGGGCUGUGGAGGUGGGGGGUUCUUCUUAUAAUGAUAUGAGCCAUUUGAUAGAGGAUUUGCUUAGUCUAAGAUCUGCUUAGAUCCAGACCGGUGAGGACGAAAAAUGAUUCAACUAUGUUUUUCUUUCAUUUUUGGGCCUGUCAUAGGCAAGACAAUUGAAGCACAUUUGUACGAAAAUAGCU
Messenger RNA from Phoenix dactylifera (date palm), 1601 nucleotides. RefSeq names its product scopoletin glucosyltransferase-like. Gene Ontology annotation, molecular function: UDP-glucosyltransferase activity. The record is from RefSeq and is a predicted model, not a curated record. NCBI's taxonomy places the organism in Eukaryota, Viridiplantae, Streptophyta, Magnoliopsida, Arecales, Arecaceae.